AUUAAAUACAUCAAGUGAAAAUGAAAUGCUUUUGAUUACGGGGAACAGCUGUUGGCAAUAAAUUUGCAUAAUUUCAAACGAUAAAUAGAGGUGCCGCAUUCCGUCGCAUUCUGUGUGUGUUCCAGUUGCAUUUGCAGUCACUCGGCUCUCCCCCGCCGUUCUGCUGUGGAUAGUUUUCCCCGUUAAUUAAUAAUUAAUUCAACAUUUUCUAUGCAUCGUCCACGCUGCUGCUGUCCUUGGCAGCCCCUUGAUGCCCCACCAUGCUGCAACGUAUGCAUUGAGUGAGAACCAGAAAUCAUCACAAUAGACCGACAACAACAGCAACAAAAACAACAAAAUUGCAACAAAAUCUGAGGCAACAACAAACUGGAACCAUGUCGAGUGGCAACAAUGAAACAGCGCCGCUCUACUGCGGCAGCGGCAUGGAUAACUUCCACACAAGCUACAAGAACAUGCACGGCUAUGUCUCCCUGGUGGUCUGCAUCCUGGGAACGAUAGCAAACACUCUCAACAUAAUUGUGCUCACCCGCAAGGAGAUGCGCUCCCCGACGAAUGCGAUACUCACGGGCCUGGCGGUGGCCGAUCUCGCCGUGAUGCUCGAGUACAUACCCUACACGAUCCAUGACUUUAUCCUGACGGACAGCCUGCCGCGGGAGCAGAAGCUGAGCUAUGGCUGGGCCUGCUUCAUCAAUUUCCAUUCAAUAUUUGCCCAGGUCCUGCACACCAUCUCCAUUUGGCUUACAGUCACGCUGGCCGUGUGGCGCUACAUAGCCGUGGGCUAUCCCCAAAAGAAUCGCGUGUGGUGCGGCAUGCGGACAACCAUCAUCACGAUCUUCACGGCAUAUGUGGUGUGUGUUUUGGUCGUGUCCCCGUCGCUGUAUCUCAUUACGGCCAUCACCGAGUGGAUGGAUCAAUUGGAUGCGAUGGGAAAGGUCAUCAAUUCGAUACCCUUGACGCAGUACGUGAUCGACUAUCGGAAUGAAUUAAUGAGCGUUAAAGUGGCAGCAUUGAAUGCCACUCCACAGAGCCUGAAUCUCACUGAAACGUUGUGGUUUAAUGCCACAGUAGCACCCACAAAUUCUACGCCUGCUCCUGUGGCACCUCCUGCCUCGUUGGUGGUGCGAAAUGUCACCGUGUAUCGGUUGUACCACAGCGAUCUGGCGCUGCACAAUGCCUCCCUGCAGAAUGCCACCUUCUUGAUUUACAGCGUGGUCAUCAAACUGAUACCCUGCAUUGCCCUGACGAUUCUCUCGGUGCGUUUGAUCCUGGCCCUGCUGGAGGCCAAGCAGCGCAGGAAGAAGCUCACCAGCAAACCGCUCACACCCGCUGUGGCUUCGACCACCAAUGGAAAUGGCAGUGGAAAGCCACUGGUGAAUGGAAAAUCCGCAGAGCGACCACGAAAGAAUAGCAAACUGCUGGAGAAAGAGAAGCAAACGGAUCGCACCACUCGCAUGCUGCUGGCGGUGCUGUUACUCUUUUUGAUAACCGAAUUUCCACAGGGUAUCAUGGGUCUGAUGAAUGCCCUGCUGGGCGAUGCCUUCUUUCUGCAGUGCUACCUGAGAUUAAGUGAUUUAAUGGACAUUUUGGCCCUAAUAAACUCCAGCAUCAACUUCAUUCUGUAUUGCUCGAUGAGCAAACAGUUCCGUACGACAUUCACCCUGCUUUUCCGCCCGAAAUUCCUCGACAAUUGGCUGCCAGUGGCCCAGGAUGAGGUGGCCGCCUCUCGAGCAGAACGCUCGGCAGUGGCUCCGGCGUUACAGCAGCGGCAAAUUGUGACUGCAGGUGCCACCACCACGACCAGCACCACUCAAGUGACGAAUCUGUAGCAUAGAAAUCCCAGCCGAAUGUUGGGCCGUCUGUUGAGUCUCCUGAAACGAAGGAGAGACGCGGCCGAAGGUGGAUUCCGUGCAGACAGAGAAGCGGCAGCAGAAAGCGGAUUGGGU
Messenger RNA from Drosophila subobscura, 1943 nucleotides. RefSeq lists its product as uncharacterized. Bases 375 to 1826 code for a protein of 483 amino acids. Gene Ontology annotation, cellular component: membrane. The transcript is spliced from 4 exons. The record is from RefSeq and is a predicted model, not a curated record. NCBI's taxonomy places the organism in Eukaryota, Metazoa, Arthropoda, Insecta, Diptera, Drosophilidae. Gene Ontology annotation, biological process: G protein-coupled receptor signaling pathway. Gene Ontology annotation, molecular function: G protein-coupled peptide receptor activity.